This is a messenger RNA of Hyaena hyaena (striped hyena), 3824 nucleotides long. It is a transcript of the gene IVNS1ABP, whose product is annotated as influenza virus NS1A binding protein. Bases 376 to 2301 code for a protein of 641 amino acids. The transcript has 15 exons. Lineage: Eukaryota; Metazoa; Chordata; Mammalia; Carnivora; Hyaenidae. The record is from RefSeq and is a predicted model, not a curated record. Gene Ontology annotation, molecular function: protein binding.
UCCAUUUUUACCAAAGCAUUUGGCGGAGAGGUUUGCUCCUUUUCCGUCCUUGCACGCGUCUUGCAGAAGAGUGUUUGAUUAUAAGUUCUUAAUGGUAGGAAAGUAUCGGGCAGUAUCAGAUUGAGAACGAUUAUGAUGCAUGAUUAUCACAGAAGAAAUUCAUGUCUAUAGCUUUUAAGGACUUGAUUACAUCAUUUCAAGCCUGAUAGUUUUGGAAUCACCAUUAGAGCUUAAGACACCUCUGCCUUCACUUCAACCACCCGUCUUCAUACCUUGAGGAAGUACUGAGUUUUAACACUCCUUUGUCCUUGGAUUAUUUAAGACAUCUCAGAAAAACAUUUCUCACCAGUUCAGUAGCCAGAUUUAUAAGGAAAAAUGAUACCCAAUGGAUAUUUAAUGUUUGAAGACGAAAAUUUUAUUGAGUCUUCUGUUGCCAAAUUAAAUGCCCUGAGGAAAAGUGGCCAGUUCUGUGAUGUUCGACUUCAGGUCUGUGGCCAUGAGAUGUUAGCACACAGAGCAGUUCUGGCUUGCUGCAGUCCCUAUUUAUUUGAGAUCUUUAAUAGUGAUAGUGAUCCUCAUGGAAUUUCCCAUGUUAAAUUUGAUGAUCUCAAUCCAGAAGCUGUUGAAGUCUUACUGAAUUAUGCCUACACUGCUCAGUUGAAAGCCGAUAAGGAAUUAGUGAAAGAUGUUUAUUCUGCAGCAAAAAAGCUGAAGAUGGACCGAGUAAAGCAGGUUUGUGGUGAUUAUCUACUAUCUAGAAUGGAUGUUACAAGCUGCAUCUCUUACCGAAAUUUUGCAAGUUGUAUGGGAGACAACCGUUUGUUGAAUAAAGUUGAUGCUUACAUUCAGGAGCAUUUGUUACAAAUUUCAGAAGAGGAAGAGUUUCUUAAACUUCCACGGCUAAAGUUGGAGGUAAUGCUUGAAGAUAAUGUUUGCUUGCCCAGCAAUGGCAAAUUGUAUACAAAGGUAAUCAACUGGGUGCAGCGUAGCAUCUGGGAGAAUGGAGACAGUCUGGAAGAGCUGAUGGAAGAGGUUCAAACCUUGUACUACUCAGCUGAUCACAAGCUGCUUGAUGGGAACCUACUAGAUGGACAGGCUGAGGUGUUUGGCAGUGAUGAUGACCACAUUCAGUUUGUGCAGAAAAAGCCACCACGUGAGAAUGGCCAUAAGCCGAUAAGUAGCAGCACCGGAUGUCUCUCUUCUCCAAAUGCUACAGUACAAAGCCCUAAGCAUGAGUGGAAAAUCGUUGCUUCGGAAAAGACUUCAAAUAACACUUACUUGUGCCUGGCUGUGCUGGAUGGUAUAUUCUGUGUAAUUUUCCUUCAUGGGCGAAACAGCCCACAGAGCUCGCCAACAAGUACUCCAAAACUAAUUAAAAGUUUAAGCUUUGAGAUGCAACCAGAUGAGCUGAUUGAGAAGCCCAUGUCUCCCAUGCAGUAUGCACGGUCUGGUCUGGGGACAGCAGAGAUGAAUGGCAAGCUCAUUGCAGCAGGUGGCUAUAACAGAGAGGAAUGUCUGCGAACAGUUGAAUGCUAUGAUCCACGUACAGAUCACUGGUCCUUUCUUGCUCCCAUGAGAACACCAAGAGCUCGAUUUCAAAUGGCUGUACUCAUGGGCCAGCUCUAUGUGGUGGGUGGAUCAAAUGGCCAUUCAGAUGACCUGAGUUGUGGAGAGAUGUAUGAUCCAACCAUAGAUGAUUGGACUCCUGUUCCAGAAUUGAGAACUAACCGUUGUAAUGCAGGAGUAUGCGCUCUGAAUGGGAAAUUAUACAUUGUUGGUGGCUCUGAUCCAUAUGGUCAAAAAGGACUGAAAAACUGUGAUGUAUUUGAUCCUGUAACAAAGUCGUGGACAAGCUGUGCUCCUCUUAACAUUCGUAGACACCAGUCUGCAGUCUGUGAGCUUGGUGGUUAUUUGUACAUAAUUGGAGGUGCAGAGUCUUGGAAUUGUCUGAACACAGUAGAACGUUACAAUCCUGAAAAUAACACCUGGACUUUAAUUGCACCCAUGAACGUGGCUAGGCGAGGAGCUGGCGUAGCUGUUCUUGAUGGAAAAUUGUUUGUAGGUGGUGGCUUUGAUGGUUCUCAUGCCAUCAGCUGUGUGGAGAUGUAUGACCCAGCUAGAAAUGAAUGGAAGAUGAUGGGAAACAUGACUUCACCACGGAGCAACGCAGGGAUUACAACUGUAGGGAGCACCAUUUAUGCGGUGGGAGGCUUUGAUGGCAAUGAAUUUCUGAAUACGGUGGAAGUCUAUAACUUUGAGUCAAAUGAGUGGAGCCCCUAUACAAAGAUUUUCCAGCUUUAACAAAUUUAAGACCCUUUCAAACUAACAGGCUUAGUGAUGUAAUUGUGUUUAGUAGAGGUACACUUGUGAAUAAGGAGGGUGGGUGGGUAUAGAUGUUGCUAACAGCAACACAAAGCUUUUGCAUAUUGCAUAUUAUUAAACAUGCUGUACAUACUUUUGUGUUUAUUGGGAAAGGAAUGCAAAGAUGAAGGUCUGUUUUGUGUAUUUUUAGGAGUACUUUGGUUAUUUUACUUUUUGGAAGUUGAUAUUGUAAAAGAAUAAACCAAGACUUGAUUGGGCAUGUCAUUUCAAGAAGUCCCCUCUCCUCCACAUUUGUUUUGCCAAUUUGCACAUUAAAUGACACUUCCUUCAAACAUGUAUUAUGGGGCAAGAGGGGUAAGGCUUAAGAUUGAGGCAGUUGGGUUUUUUAAGGGCCCUUUUUCAAUAACUGGAACACUAUACAAAAGAGACUUAUUUAACUAGAUGACAAUGACUAUUUUUGUUUUUAUUAAAAGAAAGCUGACAUGCCUACCAAGAUUUAAUCUUUUAUGAUUGCCUUUUUAUAACUUUUUAUAUUCUCAGCACAGUGCUUUACCUAUUGAAGAUAUGGCAGAUUCAGAUUACUGAAGCAGACUGGCAGUCUUAAAGGAUUCAGAGUGAGGGGUUUCUGUUGUACACUCAGAAUGCAAACUUCAAAGCUUUUGCCUCAGUUACUUUUUUUGUUUUUGAGAAUGCAGUACUGAUGUUUAUUUGAAUGGAGUUGCUGAACAGUAACAUAGCUGUGAUUUUUAUUUGAAACACUGAUUUCACAUAUUUCGACAACUUGAGGGUAUAUUUUAUAUAGCAGGACACUUAAUAUAUAAGAACGGUGAAGUACUUUAUUUUCUAAAUAAUUCCUGUCUGUAUUUAUCAUUAACAAAAUAAUCCUAGAUAGUAGCCCUCGGUUGUCAAAAAAAUUAAACUGUAUUGGGUUUAAGAAUUCAGCCUUUAUCAGAACUAUGUUUUUGUUCAGUUUUUCUAUUCACAUGGAUAAAUACUGGUUGGGGUGACUUUUAUCGAAUGUGUAGUGCUACACACAUAACUGAUGGUGCCAAAAUUAGCACAUCCUAAUGCUUGCGGCCGAUACAAACGUAUUAAAGGUACUUUGCAGGAAAUCCUUGCACCAUGGAAUUAAUAUCCAGAUGUUGUUUGUGUACUCAUUCAUUACUAGAAGUCUUGGGGACUAUUUUUUUUUCCAGUAAUGAUGAGUUUAAAGUAUUUAUGGGAAAACAGUUACCUUAUGUGUCUGAAAUAAGAACUGAUGGUAAGAUUUUUUUUCUCAAAGAAGAUGAAGAAGCCCACAGGAAUCUAAUGAGCCAACUAGGACAAGAUCAUCAGUGGCUGACUUGGGUUAGGAAGAAAAUUGCCCACUGGUACUCUGACACCUUGUUUUUCUCAUUUAUUCCACAAAGAACCAUCAUGAAAGUUAACUUGGUAGCAGUAUAUUUAUUGCUGACUAUAUUGCUGGUUUGGUUAGAGACUAAAACUACGUUGGCAGAUUUGAA